AUGAAUCUGCCAAUAACGGAGCACAUGCGAAACAGGAAAACUCUUCAGCAAAUACAAGUUGUUUAUACAUGUGGCGUUUGCAAUAUAAUUGUCGAAAUUAUAGAAACUCAUUCAUGUAUAGAAUCUUACGGGAAAAUAUAUCUCGAUGAUAAUAAUUACUUCUAUCCGAUGACAGAUACUGGAGCUAUCAUUCGUCGAAGUUUAUUAAAUGAUGGAACUGAAGCGGUAGUUGAAGAUGUUGAUAAAGAAAAUCAAAAUCCUAACGUAUCCGGAAAAAAGAACUCCUUAAAAAAAGCAAUACCAUCAAAAUCUCCUAAGCGACCGGUUUCUACGAAACGAAGCGAAAAGUUAGACGAUAUUGACAUUGAGCUUCUCAUUCUUGAGGUUGAGAAGAGAAUCCCAUUGUGGAACUUCACAAUCCCGAUCGAACAACGAAGUAGAGAAACGGUCUCCAAUUUGUGGGAAGAAGUUUCGACAGCACUCAAUGGUAUACAAAAUAUCAAAAAUUUUAUAUUAGGAAAAAUUAGUGGCCCGGAUGCUAAAAAAAAGUUUAAAAGCUUGAGAGAUGUAUACCGACGAAUUGUUCAUGCUGAACAACUACCAAGUGGCUCUGGACGCGUUAACCAAAAAGAGAAAUGGAAAUUUUACGCCCAAAUGGAAUUUCUACGGGAUACUUGCCUUGUUCGACCAACAAGUAGUAAUGUCAGCCGAGUUGUCGAAGGGGAGCAUGACGAAAAUGAAUGUGAUCAAUCGAUCGAUUUAAGUGAAAUCAUCGAGGAACAAGUCAAUGAAGAGAGCAGUCAAACGUUUGAUGUUCAGCCAAAUAAAAAACCAAAGAGACGUUCUACAAAAGAUGAUGAUACGAUUAUCAUACUUAAUCGUAUUGCCGAUGCUAUUGCCAAAGAAGAACCAGCCCCUGUAUUACCUCAAGCUCCACAAAUAGAUGUGGACGGUUUUUUGAUAGGAAUUGGAACUGCUCCUUCAGCAUUGAAGAAAUCGCAAAAUUCAUUUCGAAUUCAAAUACAAGUUGUUUAUACAUGUGGCGUUUGCAAUAUAAUUGUCGAGAUUAUAGAAACUCAUUCAUGUAUAGAAUCUUACGGGAAAAUAUAUCUCGAUGAUAAUAAUUACUUCUAUCCGAUGACAGAUACUGGAGCUAUCAUUCGUCGAAGUUUAUUAAAUGAUGGAACUGAAGCGGUAGUUGAAGAUGUUGAUAAAGAAAAUCAAAAUCCUAACAUUGAGGUUAGGUUCGGACCAGAAGUACCUAAUUUGAUGGCAUUAUCUGGGAAGUGGCAGAGUAGAGGAAUGGGUCUGGGAUCCGGGAGGGUAGGAGAAAGUACGGAGCUGAAGAUGAGGGCAACCUCAGCACCCGGGGGACUGAGAAAUGAAAGUAUUUACGGGCAGCCAUCUUAA
Molecule: messenger RNA, 1410 nt
Organism: Cotesia congregata
Lineage: Eukaryota; Metazoa; Arthropoda; Insecta; Hymenoptera; Braconidae
Source: the annotation of a GenBank genome assembly